Owenia fusiformis is the source of this 2143-nucleotide messenger RNA. Lineage: Eukaryota; Metazoa; Annelida; Polychaeta; Sabellida; Oweniidae. The record is from the annotation of a GenBank genome assembly.
GUUUCUCGAUUUCCAGUUGCAACAUCUAGUGAAAAUUCAUGAAAUCUCAAUGAGUUGGAGAAAAACAGUCAGCUUACUUAUAAAACGACAGCAGAUUAAAACAAUUAUACGUAGACAAAGUACAACAAUGCCUUGUCUACACGUGAGGCACGUCGAAAAUGAUGACAGAAUCCAAAUAUCCUUCAAUUUCAGCCACAAUGGGAAAGAAAGGCAGUUCAACUUGAACAGACACAAAUCAGAAGAGCUUUCAAAAUCUCUAGAAAGACUAACCCAGAAUAUAAAGAAAUUUACUGAUAAAAAGAAAAGCAAGAAGCAGAAACUUGAAAAUACAGACAUUUCCAAUAACUUGACAAUAAAACUUUUACACAAUGAUAUUUCAGUUGACCAAAAUUGGCCAAAUUCAGAAGCAUGGAAAAAUGGUUCGGUUUUACACAUUGACGACACCACAUAUACUGUCACUGUGAAUCCACCUACUAUUCUGAAGCUCGAAAUUCCUGAUAGCAUUAUGGCAGGCUUUACAAUUUAUCUGAAAUAUGAGUUUGAAUUUGUUGAUAUCGCAAAAAGCAGUUUUGAAUGGUUUAUCGAUAUAAAAUCUGAAAACGACCAAGGAGCUAGUUCAUCAAAUGUUGUUGAAUGGAAAAAAGUAUCUGAUGGUUUUCUUUACACACCAUCUUUAACUGAAAUAGGCCAUAAAUUAAAGUUGAAAUGUAAACCUAGUGAUGGAGAACGCUUUGGUGAUGCUAAAGAUGUUUAUUCAACUGUAAACAUUGAGUCUGGCCCUGGGAUAUGCCCUUUUGAAAAUCGCCACUUGUACACCAAACGGCAAUCUGACCCAGGAUGCUUCAGAGUGAUAACUUACAACAUCUUGGCUGACACCUACGCUGACUCUGACUUUUCUCGGGAGACCUUGUUCCCUUACUGCCCUCCAUAUGCCUUGGCACUGGACUACAGAAAACAGUUGCUCUUAAAGGAGGUCAAAGGUUAUAAUGCUGAUGUGAUAUGCUUGCAAGAGGUGGACAAGAAAGUGUUUAUAAAUGAACUCCAACCUGUGUUGGACAUUGAAGGAUUUGAUGGCAUGUUGAAGCUGAAAAAUGGUCAGGUCCCUGAGGGGUCAAGUAUAUUCUACAGGAGGUCUAAGUUCAGGUUAUUAGGCAAGCAUGAUCUCAACAUGGUUGAGGAGCUGAAGAGUUCAGAGAAAUAUCAAGAUUUAUAUGAGAAAAUCUGUCAGAAGGAGGCUUACAAGGAGAAAAUGCUGGAUAGAAACACUACUCUGCAGGUAGCUGUGUUAGAAUCGUGUGAGGACCCGAGUAGAAAGCUAUGUGUUGCUACAUCACAUUUCUUCUUUCAUCCCAAGGCCUGUAACAUCAGACUAGUCCAGGCUUACAUCUGUUUGCAGCAUUUAGAAUCUGUCAGGGAAUUAUAUAAAGACCAGGGUACCUUGUCCUUUUUGUUCUGCGGGGACCUAAAUAGUGCACCUACACUAGGGGUGUACCAACUUAUAACUACUAAGGAUGUAGGACCAGAUCAUCCAGAUUGGAGCUCAGGUGGAGAGGAGGAAUAUUUAAAAGAUAUGGAGCUAUCUCAUAAGUUUAACCUGAAAAGUGCAUGUGGUACACCAAAGUAUACAAACUAUGUGGGAGGAUUCAAUGGCUGCUUAGACUACAUUUUCAUGGACUCUGAUAGCCUAGAAACAGUUCAAGUUAUUCCAAUGCCCUCCCAUGAAGAGGUGAUACAACAUACGGCUUUACCUAGUGUGGUGUUUCCUUCUGACCAUAUAGCUCAAAUAGCUGAUUUGACUUGGAAAUAAAAAAUGAUGUAUUUAUAUGUACAGGUUGGGCCAAUACAAAUGGGACACUCAAAUAUAUUAUAUUUAAAGGAGUGUAUAUGAACUAAAUGUCAUGAUAAUUUAGCAUUAUAAAGUUUUAACAUUUGUUGAUACAUGUUUAAAUCUUAAAGUCAAAUGAUGAUCAGAUUUUUUUUGUGUUUGACACAACAAAUUGGCACUAAAUUGAAUUGAAACUAAAGAAUUUGUGUUGUCUGUCAAUUUAGGUAAAAUUCAUUAUUUUUCUUUACCUUGACAUUAUUUUACUCAAAUUUCGCCAGCAUAUCAUUAUUAUUACAUGUAUUACAGGCAGUCUUCUGU